AUGGCAAGUUUUACCAACAGUACCCCUACCACCAACACGAGCAACAGCAGCAUCAGUUGCAAGAACAAGAGAAGACACAGCAGUCUGAGCUUGCCUCUGACCGCCCAACAGGCUCCCACACGUUCUUGCCGUGCUCGCAUUGUCCGAACAAACAGCAAGGACGGCAAAGACGAUCACGAACAACGAAAGCAACAGUGCAUCGACGACGUUGCUGCCUUGAACGAAGUCGGAAUUGCCAACCUAUACGCGGGAGAUGCACGGGUAGCUCAAGAAUCCUUCAUUAAUGCCCUCUCCAGCUGCUCUCCUGCCACUUCUUCUUAUCUUCAAAAGAAGGGUAACCAAAUGAACUUAUCCGUUGCCUCCGCCUCCUCUUCCAGUGCCUCCAACUCCAGCAGCAACGGAUUCACUUCCACUCCUCAGCUCAACCUAAACACCAGCACCACUGGUACCAGCAACGAACAAACUACCACAGUCUCGGGCACCGAUGCAACCGCCAAGAGCAAUGACGCCUCCAACUCUGACUCCAACUCAGCCAACAUGCACGUCUACCAACGCGAAGAAUACGAUGAGGGCAUGCACAUCUACAAGGAAGCACUCUACUUGGACACUGAAGCCAGCACUCUCUUCAGAGACGCCACUCUCAUGUACAAUGUCGGGCAGACACACUUGAGAACUCGCCAGUAUCACGACGCCAAGCGAUGGUUCAGCCUCAGUCUUGCUACCUACGUGGAGUGGAACAGCUCGAACGACACCAAGGCCGUGGCUGCUUCUACCUCUUCCUCCGAGACCAUUCUCAAUGACGUCAAGAUCCACCACAACAUUGCCUUUUGCUACUACUGCUUGGGAGAGAAUGAACAGGCAAUGCUACACUACCAAACCGCCUUUGCACGCCUUCAGGAACUCGCACUCGGUGACAGCGACAUUGCCGCUUGCUGCAACAGCAUUGGCAUUCUUCACCUUUGCAGAGGCGACUCGGUCAAGGCCAUGGAAUGCCUUCAGCUCGCUCUCAACAUCUACAAGCGCUUGCUCGGAGCCAAGGCUUCACCUGUGGCUACAUGCCUCAGCAACAUUGCCCGUGUCUUCUUCAGUCGACAAGAGUUUGCCACUGCAUUGGCUCUCUUCCAAGAAGCGCUCCAGAUCAGACAGUUUCAGGCUAACAAGAAGGACGGUCACGCCAUUAGCAGUCCCGUCGAUGAGGCUGCUGCCAUGUUCAACAUUGGACAAACGUUCCAAAAGUUGGGCAAAGUACAAGAAGCGCUGGGUCACUUUGAAGCAUUCCGCAAGUUGGCCGAACCCGUCUUGGGAAAGACGCAUCGAGACAUUGCUACCUGUAUCAAGGCCAUGGCUUGCAUCCACUACGAGACUGGCAACAUCAACCAAGCCUGCCAGCUUUUGGAAGAAGCCGUCGAGUGCAGCAAGACCGGAAAGCCUUCUCUGGAAUUGACUUGUCUCCUGAGGGAUAUGGGAUGCCUCUACAGCAUGACCAAUCAACAUGAAAAGGCAAUGGCCCGCCACAUGGAAACCCUUCAAAUGCAGCAACAAUUGUACGGAGAAGACGAUCGCACCAAUCCCAACAUUAUGGUCACUCUUCUGCACAUUGCUCAAAACCAAAAGAAGCUUGGCAAGUAUACCAAAGCCCUCAAAGUCUACCGAGGAGUAUACGACAUUCAACUCGAAGUCUUUGGACCCCAGAGCUUGGAAGUGGCUGCCACACUUUGCAGCAUUGGUCUAAUGCUUUACCUCAAGCAAGACCUGCAAUCGUCACUCAACUACUACCAGGAGGCACUACGAGUUCGAACGGAACAUUUCAAAACCAUUGACAACUUUGACAUUGCCGCCACCUUCAACUCCAUCGGACUCAUUGCCUUCAAAAUGAAGAAGCUUGACCUGGCCAAGGAUGCGUUCCAAAACUGCAUCCGCAUCCGCAUCAAAUUGGAGGCUACAGCCUGUCACAGGGAUAUCGUCACGCUCUACUCCAAUCUUGGAACCGUCUACCUGGCCAAUGGUGAGGACAAGGAAGCCAUCCAAAUGUUCACCGAGUCCAUCCGCCUCGAACGCAAGACAUUGGGCGAAAACCAUUUGGGAGUCGCAGUGUCUCUCCAGCACUUGGCUCAAUUGCACCAAGAUCGAGGUGAAUUGGAAUUGGCACACGAGUACUUUGCCGAGGCUUUGAAGAUCACCAAGGGCGUCGAUGAGUCCAUGAUGGCAAACAAACAACGAACCGUUUGCACUUUGCUCAAUCUCAUGGGAAACAUUCACUUGAUGAAAGCAGAGGUGCCGCAAAUGAUGGAAUGCUUUGCCGAAGCAAGCCGAGUCAGUUGCGACAAUGACAACCCAAACAGCAGUGGUGAUCAGUUCAAAAACUUGGUCAUUGCUGGAUACACCUUUUAUGGAAUCAGUAAAAUGCACCCACCGUGCGCACCGGAAGCCUAG
This is a messenger RNA of Seminavis robusta, 2433 nucleotides long. NCBI's taxonomy places the organism in Eukaryota, Bacillariophyta, Bacillariophyceae, Naviculales, Naviculaceae. The record is from the annotation of a GenBank genome assembly.